Molecule: messenger RNA, 2928 nt
Organism: Ruditapes philippinarum (Manila clam)
Lineage: Eukaryota; Metazoa; Mollusca; Bivalvia; Venerida; Veneridae
Product: zinc finger and BTB domain-containing protein 17-like
Exons: 6
Coding region: 634-2283 (549 amino acids)
Biological process (GO): regulation of transcription by RNA polymerase II
Molecular function (GO): protein binding; RNA polymerase II cis-regulatory region sequence-specific DNA binding; DNA-binding transcription factor activity, RNA polymerase II-specific
Source: RefSeq, a predicted model, not a curated record
UUAAACCUGAUUAAGUACAUAAAAAGUUUCUUGUGAAUAAUAUUAAUAAAUACUGAAUUCAAAACUGAAGUUUGUAUAGAAAAACAAGAGCAUGUUGGUAAGAUAGUUACCGCACUCGGUAACCCUUUUAAAACCUUGAUCGCUACGCUCUCUCGGUCCAGGUCUGUAAAUACUAUGCAGACCUGUUCUUCGUACCGUAACUAUUACUUACUUUUGAGUCACAGUUUUUAUAAACAAAACAAAUCGUCACAGAUAAUCCAAUACGUGCAUGUAGUUAUAGUUUUUUAACGGUCAAAACAAAUUAAAUAUGCAAUAACUUUCCGGAGGAAAAAAAACUAUAUAUUUGUGAAAAAGUGCGAGUUAAUUAUAGAGGUUUGCAUAAAUUAUUACGAACACGCCUUCAACCAAUUAAAAAAGUCUUAAAGAUGGAGCUAAUCAAACACGAUUGGCUAGGGAGUGUCUGACAAUUGAGUAAAUAAACUUUGAUUGGUCUUUGGCUGGUCGGCGCUAAAACAUUGUGCAUAUCAAUAAUCAAUACAGACAUCUUAAGCGUGACGUAAGAACUGCUGCCCUGACAAAAGAUCAAAGGUACCGACUGAACAUUUUGAUGUCUGAGGGAAGAACUACAGCGUUAUGGCAACUGGAGCUCCUCUGUCACUGCGUUACCACAGUGACCAGCUCAACAACAAAGUGGUGUCUGUAAUGAGAGAAUUUUAUCAGACAGGGGAGUUCUGUGAUGUCAUACUUCACACUGGAAAUAUUAAAAUACAUGCACAUAGGAUUGUGCUGGCUGCAUUUAGUCCUUAUUUCAGAGAUUUAUUCCACGAGCCUGACAACAAACAUAAAACAGACAUCAAUUUAGGCAACCACUUGCGUGAUGAAUGUGUACGACAACUUGUUGACUUCUGUUACUCUAGCAACAUCACUGUAGACUCGCAAUCAGCAGAUAAAAUCCUGACAGCGGCUAAUUUCCUGCAGAUCAAAGAAAUUGAAAAACUUUGUAUAACUUUCCUGGCGGCUCAACAAGCUCUUAAAUCUGAGGCAGUUCAGCAACAAACUUCUCCAGUAUUUGUACCUACAACCACAACAACUCAAUCUCCAACCCAGGACAAAAGCAGGCGUGAUGGUUUACGUGAACUUGCCUGUGCGGACACAUCAGGUAUUGGCAGUAGUAACACCAGCCCACGACAGUCGUCAAGGCCGAGUUCGGUACCAAGUGGUAAUGGUUCUGUGAUCAUACAGCCUCUGGAAGACAAUGACCUCGAACAUGUAGUGGUCAAAAAAGAACAGGACGAGUCACCAUCAGAUCAACCAUUCUUUACACCAAGCAGCUCCUUUUCAUGGAGCCGGCCCGACUAUGAUAAUUUUCGAUCAGGUAUGCCAACUUUUCCUGGAUUUCUGUUUCCACCAAUUGGAAGUGCCUUUACCUUGCCUGUAACCACCUCAGUUCAACACCAACUUCUUAUGAAAGCUUUAACCAAGACUUCUCCCAGCUCAGGCGACCCUGGGGAGGUAAGGGAAGGGUAUUUAGGGAAAUACGGGGCACCAGUUCAAGCAAAAGAGGAAAAUAACCAGUCAGACACUGAGGAAAACAACAAUACUGAUACACCAUCCUCACACCAGUGUCAUAUAUGCCUUAAACUUUUUCAGAAUCUUGCUACCUUAAAAGCGCAUGUGAUGUCAGAGCAUCGUGAAGUUUUAACGGCUCCAGCCCUUUCACCUUACAAGAUGAUGUCCCCAGUACGUAAGUUGUCAACUGAAAAUACAAAUCAAAGCAGUUCUCAGGCUCCAAAAGACACAGAGGACUACGGGGGUAGCAAUAUGUGCGGAACUUGCGGGAAGUCGUUUCGUGAUCCGCAGUCCCUGAAGUUCCAUAGAUACAACCACGUUCUGCGUUAUCAAUGUAAUUACUGCGGAAAGAGGUUCUCUCGUAGCUGGAACUUGCAUCGGCAUCGUAAGACACACUAUCGUCAACUUCAAGAGGCUGGCCUCGGUACAGACGAAGUGCAUCCAAUAGAUGUUGAUGAGAGCACUAAUCAAACGCCGACUCCUACGUAUGAAGUGGAAAAAGAUCUGAUUCUGACGUCCCCGUAUGCUGAUUACCGCAAUCAUCGGCAUGAUAUGAUGCCAUUUGCCUUUGAUAUGAGGAAGAGCGCACCUUCUUGUACCUAUGGUAUGGAAGAGUCAAAGGAUACUGAUGGGGACACGUUGAUGGAUGGUAAGUCUGGUACAGAACAGGAGGUAGAAGAUGCAGAUAAAGAACAAACCAAAGCUGACCCUUAACGAUGGUUACCCUAGGAAGGUAAAUUAAAUGUAUAAACAUAGCUGUUGAAAGGAGCUUAAAGCUACCCUCUGUAUUAUAUACUGAAAUUCAAACAUUAUAGUGUGAUGAAUAUUAGAUUAUCAGUGUUAAUGCUGAACAUUGGACAAAACUUGUGUUAGUAAUGACACAUGUAACCUUUCAUACAAGUAGGACUUGUUUUAUAACAUUUUUGUUGGUUUUGCUAAUUAUUUCUACAUCGGAAGAUGUAUAGUUUGUUUAAAUCAUCAAAAUUUAGAUAUAUAUGUUCCACAUUUACCUCAUUUUGUUAGUUAUCAUAAAUAGUAACAUAGCUUUGUUAAUACAGCCAAAAUAUAUAAAUGUAGAAAAAAUCUUAAUAUUUUAUUAUACUGUUAAAUAAUAUUCUCAUUAUAUUGUCAGAAGUUGGUCUGAAAAGUACAUAGCUGAGAGUGAUUUUGUUAUGUAGGAUAAAAAAAGACAUUAUCUUGCUUUGUGUAAGAUUGUCAAAAAUUGUUAAAAUGUUUAAUUAUUGCUAAAACAAGAGUUUUCCUGAUUUCCAUCUUGUUCUUGUUAACACAAAGUAAUACCACUAUUGAUAUAUCAUUUCAUAAUACAUGUAUGUCACAUGCAUAAAGCCUAGGUCACAA